CACAACUGAGAACAUUCAGAUAUAUACUCAUGAGUGUCUGAAUUAUCAGAUUGUGAAUGAAUCUAAAAAAGAGUUAGAAUUCAUGAAAGCAGUUUCAGAGAUGAUAGAAGAGAUAGUAAUGAAGUUUCUACAUAAUAAGAUCUAUAUCAACUAUGAAAUACUAUGUGAGAUUCUAACUGAUAAUGAUGUGAAUCUCAUAGAAGAAGUGAUGAGGCAUUUCAUAA
Messenger RNA from Blastomyces gilchristii SLH14081, 224 nucleotides. RefSeq lists its product as uncharacterized. The transcript is spliced from 2 exons. Lineage: Eukaryota; Fungi; Ascomycota; Eurotiomycetes; Onygenales; Ajellomycetaceae. The annotation marks the transcript as partial. The record is from RefSeq and is a predicted model, not a curated record.